Messenger RNA from Andrographis paniculata, 4254 nucleotides. Its product is annotated as probable S-adenosylmethionine carrier 2, chloroplastic. Gene Ontology annotation, cellular component: mitochondrial inner membrane. Lineage: Eukaryota; Viridiplantae; Streptophyta; Magnoliopsida; Lamiales; Acanthaceae. Gene Ontology annotation, biological process: transmembrane transport. The record is from RefSeq and is a predicted model, not a curated record. The transcript has 11 exons. Gene Ontology annotation, molecular function: S-adenosyl-L-methionine transmembrane transporter activity. The coding region runs from base 231 to 2144 and encodes 637 amino acids.
ACUACUAUAAUAUCAAAAUUCAAAUUAAUCCAAACACAUGGAAAGUUUCAUAUUUAAGUGAUAGGGUACCGGUCGCCACGCAGCCCACGCACGUUGGGGUGAAGAAGAUUGAAAUUGACGAACCGUGCCGUCCCCGUCGGCUAAACCCUUCCUCCUUCCUGGUGGUGAAAAUCGAGGGAACUGAGCUGCAGUUGAUUGCUUGUCACGUGCUUUUGGCUAGGAAGCAUAAAAUGGCUGGGGAUCAUGUAUCCCCGAGAAAAGAUAUUGCUUCGGUCAAACAUAGGAAAAUUAGAUUGGUUCAGGCGCCCUCCAGUCCUGUGACUGCCAGUUUUGAUCACUCAAAUUUCACUGAAUCGGAAAAUGACAAGAGUUGCCAUCAAAAGUCCGAAACAAAAUCUUCUCAGAUGUUAACCACCGCCGACCUAAUAUCUGCAGCUGUUUAUGCAUGGGAUCGAGCCAGAUGGCCUCAUACUGCACCUCUGUCUGAAAAUAAUUCAACAUGCAAAACUGAAGUUGUCCGAGGUUGUGAUAUGGUUUGCUAUUCAACUGAUAAAGGAUCUCUUGCAGCAACUACUUCAGCUGAUGACCAAUCGAGCUCUCAUGAUCUGAAUAGCAAAGCAAAUUUUGUGCUGCGGCAGCUGCGUGGAAGUCUGGAGCAUUCAAAAGUGAACAAAAACAUACCAUACCCUUUACCUAGUGGUAAACAUUUUUUACCCUGGGGGAGGGUCCUUGGAAGAUCCGGAAUUGUGGAUGACUUCUUCACUGCCAGGUGUCUUUUGCAUACUCAAAGGCUACCUAAUUGGGGAAGCACUUACAGCUGGAUGAGCCAGGUGAACUCAACUGGGCACAGAAGUACAAGUGAUUGUUGUACUGAUAAUUGUUCAAUGAUUUCAGAAUCUUCAGCUGGUAUCUGUAUGCCUUCUGAUAGUACUGUCAAUGUCUUGAGUAUGAAAAUUUCUGGUUCUGAGUCCGAAACUGCAAAGCCUUUAGAUUUAUCAUUUCGCCCGGUCUCCAGCAUAGACGUGAAGACAUUAACUACUACAUGCUCACGGAAGGAUAUAUUGCUUGACCAAAAUUCUGAAAGGGCUGAUUGUAAUAUAGUUACUUCAAGCAGUGAUGCAGCCUUUGUGGGCUCCAAGUUAGCAUCACUUGAUGAAGAUUGUGAAAAUGGCUUGUACGAGGACCAGGAAAAUCAAGAAAUAAUAUUUGGAAGCACUGACUCUGGGGUGAAAAUGAGCUUGUCAGCAAAGGAAAAACCUAACUAUAAAGUUGCGAAGCAAGAGCAUGCCUUUGCGGGAGCAAUGGCUGGGAUAGUAGUUAGCCUGUGUCUUCAUCCCAUUGACACAAUUAAGACAGUUCUUCAAUCAUGCCGAGCGGAUCAAAAACCCCUUCACAUCAUAGGCUGUUCUAUUAUUGCUGAGAGAGGGAUGUCGGGGCUUUAUCGUGGCAUUUCCAGCAAUAUUUUAAGCUCAGCUCCGAUAUCAGCCGUGUACACAUAUACAUAUGAAUCAGUCAAGGGACACUUACUUCCCCUCCUUCCCAAGGAAUAUUCCUCUGUGGUCCACUGCACAUCAGGGGGUUGUGCAAGUAUUGCUACAUCAUUCAUUUUUACUCCGAGUGAGCGGAUAAAACAGCAAAUGCAAGUUGGGUCUCACUACAGGAAUUGCUGGAAUGCAUUCAUACAUGUUGUCCAAAAUGGUGGCGUGCGUUCGUUGUAUGCUGGAUGGGGAGCUGUGCUCUGCAGAAAUAUUCCUCAUUCUGUGAUAAAGUUCUACACAUAUGAAAGCCUGAAGCAAAUAAUGAUGCCAUCAUUCCAGUCGAAUACUCAAGCUAAUGUUGUUGAGACACUAGUUUGCGGAGGAUUAGCUGGAUCUACGGCCUCAUUGUUUACGACCCCAUUUGAUGUUGUCAAGACAAGAUUACAAACUCAGGUUCCUGGAUCUACGAGCAAGUGUCAUGGUGUGCUGGCUACUCUGUCAGGAAUAGGAAAGCAUGAAGGCUUGAAAGGUCUCUACAGGGGCUUGACUCCAAGGCUAGUCAUGUACAUGAUUCAAGGUGCACUUUUUUUCGCAUCUUAUGAAUCUUUCAAGCAGCUGUUCUCCUUAGAGGUUCCACGGUUGAGUGCCCGAGACCCAACAUCUUAAGCAGAGGAAUGAGGUUCAGAUAGAUUGAGUUUUGACAGAUUAUGAAGGGGUUCGUGUUUAAUGCUCGCGCCAUCUCCUCAAUGCCUGUGGAAGUUUACAGGAAGAUGUUCCAUACCUGAAAUUUUGGAGCUCUUACUCAGCAAUGAAAAUGGUGAUCUCAAUUUGCCCUGCUUUGGCAAUUCUGGAAGUUUACUUUCCACAUUUGUAGUUCUGCAAUUAACACAGAAGAUUGCUAAGCCCAAUCCUAUAACAGGAUCUGGCUUCGUUGUUUCAGGGAAAAGGAUGUACUCUAUGAUACUGUCAGUUUCUGUUCCCAUAGUAAGAACUCCAUCAGAUAUAUCACUAAGCCUUUCCUCAGUAUCAGGAUCUCCAAGCCCCCAAAGCUCUAUGUCGUCAUCUGGAUUAUUACUACCAUCUAUCCAAUCAAAUUUUAACUCCGGAAAGUUUUCAGGACCAUCUACAACAGCAAGUCUUGAUUGUAGAAAGAAUUCCCUAUGAGGCUUAAAAUCAUCUGAUGAUUGGUGAGAUUCCUUGUCAGAAUGCUUGUAGCUGUAGUCGGAUUUUUUAUCUGUACCAGAAUCUGUUUUCUCAUACAUGCUUUGAUUUGUCACUCCAGUAAAAUGCCUGUAUCCGUAUUUUGGUGAGCUCACACCAUUUCUUUCACUGUUUAUAGUAGUUUUCGGCAACUGCAAACGCCUUAUUUCUUCAUCUUUCUUUGCAAGGGCAUCCCUCAAAGAAGCUACCUGUUCAGGUUAAUUUAAAUUUAGCUCUCUCUAUCUCUCUUUUCAAUUUCCGAUAAUGCAUAUUAACAACUUCAGUAUGUUAUAAGAAAAUAUGUAGAUUGCACAACCUGUUCGGCAAGUUCUCGGACGCUCUGAACUUCAUAACCCUGAGCUGCACCCGACUCAUUUCUGGAUAUUCUCUCGGAAAACUUUAGGGACUUUAUGGUCUCCGAGUACGAAUCUAUCUGAGGAUCGAGAUGUACAAACAUAAGAAUCUUUGCCUGGCCACCUGCAGGAGGAACCCAGACAAUGAGACUGAGAUCUCAAACUUCAGAGAAACAAAGAAAGAUGAUGUAAGGCUGAAGCAUUCAGUUACCUAAAGAGCUUUGAAGAACUUGAGUUAACUUGCUAUUUCCAUAUGGCACGUGAGGCCUUUUGCAAGCCAGCGCGGAGAUUACAUCACCCAAAGUAGAUACAGACUUGCUUGUGUAUCUAUCAUGCAACCUAUAAUCGGUUGCUUCGGUGUGACAAAUCCUUUCGCUGCUAGCCAGAUCGACCAAAUGCAGACAACCAUGGGAGAUUGCAUUGGUCUUCAAAUCCGUUCCACGGACAUGGACAGUUAGUAUGCUGUCUUACACAAAGGUUAAAUCAUUGUCAGGAUCUCUCAAAACUUCGAUAAUGCAGGAAACUACAGUGACAACCUGUGAGAUUGGCUACUUCUUUCAUUCAGAGCAGUUGUACCUACGGAUCGAGUCAGUAAGCCAAUAUUCAUCAGCUCUAAGAUAUCGGUGAUUGAGUUAACAGGAUAUAAGGUAGAGUCAGGCACAUCCAAGCCAUUUGGUAGGCAGGUAUUCCAUAUUCCAAGUGUGCGGAAGUCAAAGGAAACAAUAUGUGUAUCUUGAUAAAGAUGAGGUUAGAAAAACCAAUUUGGAAAUCUGAAAAAGGAUAUCUCUUCUGGGAAGUGUCAUGGCAGAGCAAAUCAUGCACUUGCUCGUUAUAUAUUUCAAUCAUUUGGACUCCAAUGUCAUAUGCAGUGGAGCUGCAUCUUUUCUGCGAGAUAUUGAAGAGAUCAUUCAGAGCUCUAUAGUUCAAACCCCAAUCCACAAUAGAUGUUGCAUUGGGUCCUGUCUGCAUAUAUAUAUAACUGUGAGAAAAAUGAAUGAAAAGGAAAGAAGCCUUUUAACUUACUAUAAAACUAUGAUCUAACCAUUGUGUGAGUUUUCCCGGAACCAGUUUGACCACAAGCAAAUAUGCCUACAUUAUAUCCAUCAAGGACGGACCUGAUUAAUGGCCGAACGUCUCGAAAUACCUCCUCUGCAGAUAAAGAAGAUUUCAAGAGAAUCAAGUAAAGAUCUGAAGAUGCAUAUGUGUACGGGACAACAGCAAAA